AUGUCUUCUCUUAGCGAUUUCUCCUCUCUAUUGUUUGACAUUUCUCAAGCAUUGCUCUUCCACGAUAAUUCGUUUGAAUUAUUACAAACAAAUCCCAACAACAACAACACUUCCAAUAACAACAACGUGACUCAUGCCUCUCUUUCCAAACUCUUCCCCAACUCUACCGAAAAUAUUUCCUCCAUUGUCAAUUCUUGUUUUUUCAUUGUUGUUUUUUCCAUUCUUCUUGUUGUCAUUGGUUAUGUCAUGUAUAAGGCAAGAGCGACCAUUAAGAGAAAUCACAAAAUUCUCUUCUUCUUGCUUUCGGUAUUCAUUUUGGUUCAAUAUUUUGGGCUGGUAUUUAGAUUGGUGUAUAAUGGAACUGGAUUGAGAGUGAAUCAAUUUGAGGAUUUGACUCGUGUGGAGAAUUUGAAUUCCUAUCAAGUGGUCAUGUGGGUAUUUUCAGUGAUGGAAAAUGUUUUGGUCUUUUCACAAAUGGCGACUAUCUUGGUGAUUAUGAGUUUUAUCAUGGCCGUAUUCUUAAAAACUGUCAAGAUGGCUGGAGCAAUGUCCUUCAAGACGUAUAAUAUUUUGUUUUGGACUGUCUCUGUCAUUACAGCCAUCGCAGCCACCAUUUUCUUUGCUCUUGUCAUUGUAAAUGGAAUUAUCAAUUUACUUCUCAAAAUGAGAAUUCUCAGAGUGGAUCCAACUCCAAUUUACAUUGUUCUCUUUCUCAUCUAUGUCAGUGUCAUGAUGUUAGAAACUAUCCUAUUUGUAUCCAUUGGAGCUCGAUUACUACAUGUGGUUCGAAAACGAUCUCAAAAUGUGUCACAUGCCAAAACCAAUCAAUCCACCAAUUUGGCUCAAUCACUACAAAGACCUUACAUCAAAAUUGUUGGACUUGUCAUUGGAAUGGUCUUGAGUGCUUUCAUCCAGAUUUUGGCAGCUAUCGUUUCCAUCUUCACUUCUUUAUAUGUUAGUUAUUUGCAUAUUAUUGAUUACUUUUUACAAUGUUUUGGAGUGUUGGUGUUUGCCAUUUUCGUCUUGUUGUUGUACAAUCCUUUGAUUCUACAAAUGGAAGAAAAGGAUGAAAAACGAAUGGAGGCUCAAGAAAUGAAGGGAAAGGAAAUUCAUCUAGAACAGAAUCAAACAAAAGUGUAA
Molecule: messenger RNA, 1140 nt
Organism: Naegleria fowleri
Lineage: Eukaryota; Heterolobosea; Eutetramitea; Acrasida; Naegleriidae
Exons: 2
Coding region: 1-1140 (379 amino acids)
Source: RefSeq, a predicted model, not a curated record